UCGUUGGUGUUAGAGAGCGCAUGCGCAUAAAAUUUCCCGGGAAUCGGGUCUUUCCGGGUCUCCGACACGGAUUUCCCACUUUCGUUCGUCACUUGAGCGUCCGAGUCUACGACGUGCGAGACAAGGCAACAGGUGACAAAUAUUCGCGCCGAAAAGAGAAGAUUUAUUAUCAAAAGAGAAAGAAAGAGAGAGAGAGAGAGAUAGAGAGAGAGAGAGAGAGAAAGUUACUCGUCUCGAUAUAAUCGAUUUUUCUUAUUGAAAAGAAUUUUCAAGGAUAGUUGUAUUUCAUUUCCCAUCCGUCGGGAUUUGACACAUACGUUCUUCUCGCUUUCAUUUUGUUCCCCCGACACGUUUAUUCUCUUCUCUGAUUUAUUUCUGUCUUCGAAGGUAUCCGAGAGGAAUCCAACGAACAAAAAAUAUAAUAAGGAAAAGUUUAGUUUCAUUAUAAUAUUUAUCAAAUCUAUCGAUCUAUUGCAAAAUGAGUGUCGACGACGUGAUCAACUAUAAACCCGACGAGGACGAGGAUCUUUACGCACUUUUAUCCUGCGACGAAUCUUCCACGGUCGAGCAAAUUAUAGCAGAAUACAAGGCACUGGCCUUGCAAUAUCAUCCUGACAAAAAUGCUGGUGACAAAGAAGCCGAGGCAAAGUUUCAAAAGCUUAAGAAUGCCAAAGAGAUUCUCUGCGAUCCAGAAAAGAGGAGCAACUAUGACAAGUGGAGGAACAGUGGUAUUUCCAUUAGCUACAAGCAAUGGGUUGGAAUGAAGGAACACGUUCAUCAAUCGAUGCAUUGGAGUACGCCAAAAACAAAGGACCGGAUGUUACCGGAUGGAAGUACCACCGUUGGUAGUGGUGGAGGAGAUGCAGAGGGUUCACCUGGUACUAUGAAAGUGCAAGCACCGAAUACUCACAGAAGGGCCAGCGAAGGUGGGGCAAACAUUUACUACGGUGCACGACGUGAUGUCGAUUGGGACUCACAGGCCUCGAGCGAGGUCGUCAAUAAAUUUCGUAACUAUGAAAUAUAAAAUUUGAAAUAUAAUAAGAGAAAAGCAACGAUCGUUGUUGAUAAAGGAUAUUUCCUUGUUCGUAUUGUGCAGGACCAAGCUCGAUCGUUACGUUUCUCUAAUUAUCUCAAUUGCUAUCUGUUUGACGAUGAAGUUAAUCCCUUAAAACAACAACAACAACAACAGCAACAACAACAAAAACACAUGUAUACGCAUAUAGGGUGUCCUAUUUGAAUCGAUUCGUAUUACAAUCAUUGUAUAUGUAAUAAUCUUUAAUGGUGUUGUUAAUAAACAUGAUGUUAGUUUAAUUUGAUUAAUAUUCUGACUAAUAAUAAUGAUUAACAUUAAUUUUACACAAAUCGAAUUGACUUCGAUCCUAAUGUGUUAUUUAGUUGGAAAGAAUCGAUUGAAAUGGGACACCCGUGAUAUACGUGAAGGUGUGCGUCAAUACAUAUACACGAUAUACACGUAAACGUAUACAUACCUCUUUGUGCAUUUAUCGUUCGUCACUGUCCAACCAACAGGAACAGCAAAAUGAUACAGAAAAUGAUCCUAAAGGGAAGUUUUAGUUUUUCUUUUUUUUAGCUCUUAUGAUUCGUAUUUAUUUAAUUCUGAAAAUUAUCAGAUACUAUAUAUAUAGAUGUAUAUUAUAGCUUAGGAAUUUGAAUAGAACAUGUUUCUUGUUGCUUUAAUAAUAAUUAAUUAUUUCUUUUGAAAAGAAAUUUACUAUUUGAGAUAAAAAGGAUAUUAUAACCCUUUGCACUCCAGAGGUGACUCUCGUUCACCAAAGAGUACUGGUCACAGAAUGAUAUCAGUUACAUGCCUUUUUAUUCA
Molecule: messenger RNA, 1837 nt
Organism: Polistes dominula (European paper wasp)
Lineage: Eukaryota; Metazoa; Arthropoda; Insecta; Hymenoptera; Vespidae
Gene: jdp
Product: DnaJ domain-containing protein
Cellular component (GO): cytoplasm
Source: RefSeq, a predicted model, not a curated record